AUGAACUUUUAAGUCUAGACAUCUAUUUUAAAUCGUUGUUUUCGCUCAAAAUUAGGAAAAUUUAAAAUGAGAACACAGAUAUUAAUUAUUAAUGGUUUUAUUUUGGCAAUAAUUAUUCCUUCGAUCAUAUUGACAUAGACUAUAAACUUAUAUUAUGUAAAAUAAAUACUGAGUAAUUCUGAAAAGGAUAUUAUGCUUAAGGAAAUGUUUAAUCAUUUAACAAAUUCAGCUGAUUUUAUAAAUGGAUAAUUGAAUUCUGUAUUUACAAGAAGUAUUAUUUCAUAAAUCAUAAUAGCAUAAAUUACUCUGACUAAUCUUAAUUAAUUAUAUUGGCUUUAAUUGAAAAAUAAUAUUUGGAUCAAUAAACCAAUCUCACGUCUAUGUGAUCGUAAUUCAACAAUAAUGCCUUCUGAACAUUCCUAUUCUAUUCCAUGUUAUUAAUAUUUUGCACUUAAUGAAAAUGAUUUUGAACCAUUUGAAGAUUUAACUGAAUAAACAUUAAGAAAUCAUACCUAUUUAAUAAGUUCAAAUAUUUUAGGUAUGAUGGGUCUUGAUGAUCUAUUUAUUCCAAAUUAAUUUUAUUUCGUAUCUUCAAUAGACCUUUAUGAAUUCAGUUACGUAUACCCUUAAGGAGCAAAAUUAGAAAAUUUUCAUCCUAAAGAAAGAAUAUGGUAUCAACAACAUUUCAAAAAUUUAUAGUAAGAUAACCGUAACAAUACUUAAUUAAGUGAUGUAUAUAAAUAUUUCGGUACAGAACCUACUUAUUCAAUGACUAUGACACAAUCUAUGUUAAAUUUAAAUUGGGAAAUUUAAGGAAUCUUUUGUUCUGAUAUGAUAUUUUAGAAUAAUAUGAUUAGAGUUAAGACUAUUAAUAUUAUGAUAGCUGAUUAAAAAGGAUAAUUACUAUUAACCAAUUAUAAAAAUAAAGAAAUAUCUAAUUCAUCUCAAUUAAAUAACUUUGCAGAUUCAGAAAUUACAGGAUUUAAUUCUGAAGAUUGGAAUUCUCUUAUUAAUUAUUAUAAUAAACAUACUGUUUAAUCUACUUGUCAUUUAAUAACUCAUGAUAUCUUAUGUAGAUAUAAUACAGUUUAUGAAAAGGAUGUAGUAAUAACUAUUAAAAAGCUUAGAAAUAUUAAUUAUUAUCUAAUUCUCUUUUAUGAUAUAUAAAUUGAGAAUGAUAUUGAUGAAUAAAUGAAACAUCUCAAUUAAAUAUUUAAUAGAGAAAUUCAAUAGAUAGCAUUGAUUGCAAUAUUGAUUUCAAUAUUUUUAAUAUUAGUUUCAGUUGUUUUGAUUUAUCUAAUAUUUUAGCCAAUUUAUCAAGUGAUACAUUAAUCCUCUUUAUUUCUUAAGAAAAGACAGUGUUUAAAUAAUAAUAAUAAUACUAGAUCAAUUCAUUUUAAAAAUUAAAUAUAAAAUAAAAUUCUAAAAAAAAAAGUAGAACCUUAGAAUUGUAGUAAAUUAUAUGAAUAAAGUAGGCAAUGCUUUAAUAUAGUUCAAAGUUCAAUUCGAUUCCUUAUUUGAUAGAGUAUUAACGAAGACAAUGACAAUCAAUCCUUAAUGUAAAAUACUUUAAUAAUUUAAAUAUCCUCGAAAUAAUACAAUAAAUAAAAUUAAUAUAGAGAAAAUACUUAAAGAAGAUUUAAUAAAAGAUAAUUAUUAUGAAUAAAAUAAAGAAAAAAAUAAUAUGAAUUUUUUUCUUAAAAAAUCCUUCAGUUUUAAAAUUGAAUCAAAUUGA
This is a messenger RNA of Paramecium pentaurelia, 1735 nucleotides long. The record is from the annotation of a GenBank genome assembly. Lineage: Eukaryota; Ciliophora; Oligohymenophorea; Peniculida; Parameciidae.